Messenger RNA from Spirometra erinaceieuropaei, 2106 nucleotides. Lineage: Eukaryota; Metazoa; Platyhelminthes; Cestoda; Diphyllobothriidea; Diphyllobothriidae. The record is from the annotation of a GenBank genome assembly.
AUGAAAGUCGCUUUUCUGUCCAGUCUCACCACGCACUUCUCGGGAUAUCAGUCUUUUCCGCCAGGAAUUUUCAUAAAUCUGAUCCGCAGAUUUUCAUCUCAGCAAAAGGAUCCGGACGACUUCCGCCUCCUCCAUCAACAAACUCGUGUAAGUUCCCAUCACCUCACCUCGCCCACAGGACAGAGAAUUACUUUUAUUAAUCUGCCCUUCUCGCCAGAACCACCCUCCAGAUCUCCAGCUCACGCCCGGUCAAACGCCUUAUUUGGUCACUUGAUUCGGCCAGACUCCUUCCUUCUUGUCUUACUCCAUCUGAGCUCCUGGCAGGCAGAGGAGUCGGAGUUUGAAAACCUUCGACGCACAGCAUAUUCAUACCUUCAGGCCCUACAGCUGCGUGCCCCGGGCGCCCUGUUGCAGUUCCUUGUCCUCCUACAAAACGGGGAUCACAUGCUCUCCUCAGCCAGGGCGGAGAUCGGUGGGAAAAGCGGUCGGACAGAAGCCGAUUAUAAGCCCUCUCUCUCCUUCUCCUCCUUCCGCGAAGUAAAACUCUCAACCCUGAUGAAGAGAGUGGAAGCGUCUGUUCAGUCGGCUAUAGAGGACUUCGCUAAGUCCUUGUCCAUGCAACCAGUGCGUAUACAAAUUGUAAGCCUUGUGGGUAUUAUGCUCCGCCCAUUAUCGGACAGUCUGUCAUCCCCAAACGACGACACUUCGGUCACAAGAAACCUGAGGCAAGUUCCCCAAACGAAAGCCACGCGGAUUAGUCUACAGAAUUCCAAGCAUAGCUCCCUCUUCAAGACGAUGAGGGCACCGGAGGACGCGGGUGUCUUCUGUCGCCUGCAGACGCUGAGAACCUUCCUGCUUCACUGUGAACGCUGCUUCUGCGUGGAUGAAGCCUACCGACCCGGGGAGGACAUCUGCCCUCCGGACUGGGAGCUGGCGUUAUGCAGGAAUCAGCAGAGGCAUAGACAUUUGCUAUUUAUUCCCCUGGAGCGGUUAGAAAUUGACUACCAUUCAGGUCGGACGGGCAGCUUCGAUGACUUGCAGACCUAUUUAAAGGCAUGGACAAAAUUGGGUCGAGCCCUGUGGCUGGAGAGACAUCAUUUUCUCAAAAAUUAUGUCAUUUUCAGGGUUGACGCGUUCUGUGAAUUGGCCAGUCUGCUCAUAAAUGCUGACUCCCUGCUGGCCUGCUACGCUGCCCACCUCACAGCAGACCCAAGACACUUUUCCAACCGCAUAAGCGCACUGACUGAUAUCAGCGUGGAAGAAACCCAACUAUGCUUUCGCCUCCUGCACAAGGACGGCAAGAUUCCAAGUCCCCUGGUGAGGGUUCUUUUAGCCGAUGAUAUAAUAGAGUUGUGCGCUCCACUGCUACAUUCAAAGCCGAGAAAAUCGAGGACUCACAGGGGCAGAACGCGGAGACGAGUAGCUAGUAGUCUGCAAUCGGUGGAUCUUGUCGGUGACCAGGAACUGAGCAAAAAGCUCAGGCCUCUGCCAAAUUCUUUGGUAGAAAAACUGAAGGAAAUGCUCGACUUGGGAUUUGAGCUCACUAGAGGCGAUGCGUCUGCACGACACUCUGAAGUUUCCUUCUUCUACACUGGUACCAAUGUCAACUUGAAAGUAGAUUCCCAGCUAGCGUUGACUGAUUUGGCGGAUUCUGGGGUCAAAAAAGACAUGCUCUCCGUGACCGCGCCGAAGGAAAUUCUGGAUAUUUUCUUUGACAGAAUUCUUACGGAAAUUUAUGCAAAUCUGCGAGGGGCGACGACUGUAAUUGAAGAUCCCACCAGUAACCUGCCGUCAACCAAGGCGCAGAAAUGUUUACGAAGGGCAGAGGUGGAAUUUCAAAACGGCUCUAUUUUGAUUGAAGACUGUUGCUUUGAUGAAUCAGUCUCGGAGCCGUGGGGAGAAGGUCGUCUUCUGGUUAGCGUUAGAGCGUCUGCCGGUGAGCCUUGUUUGGAAAGUACGGUCGAAGAGGCCCCACUUUCAACAGAAGAGAAGGCUGAAGGUGGAGUUCUGACAAAUCUGGAUGAAUUGCUUCAAAAAACAGCUGAAGACUUUCGAAUUGAGUUUCCAGGGCGUCUGGACUUAGCUGCUGUAACAACUGACGACUGA